GCAUGUGACGUUCACGACUUUAGGAGACAUAUUGAUGUAGCUGACGAGUUUUUUGGUGUAAACUUUUUCUCUUUCGCAAGUGAUUCAGAAUGUUUUUGCCGUAAAAGUGGCGUUUGUAAGUGAUAACCAGAGUUUCGAGCGUUAUUUCCUCCAGAAGAUGCAGCAAGUGGACGACCCCCCGUAUUUGUCUGUCGGCACGGAGGUUAGCGCAAAGUACAAGGGGGCUUUCUGCGAGGCGAAGGUGCGCAAAGUUGUGCGGAAUAUCAAGUGCAAAGUGGCCUACAAGCAGGGCCUUGGCUCCGGAACUGUGUCGGACGAUCAGAUAAAGGGUGGCCUGCUGCGCGUGGGGGCCACUGUGGAGGUCAAGCAUCCGGAUAGGCGUGAAUUUGUCGAGGCCACCAUCACGAAGAUUCAGGAUUGCUCCCAAUAUACGGUUGUGUUUGACGAUGGGGACAUCACGACGCUCCGCCGGAGUGCUCUGUGUCUCAAGAGUGGACGUCACUUCAAUGAGAGUGAAACGCUGGAUCAGCUACCCCUGACGCAUCCGGAGCACUUUGGGAAUCCCGUUGUGGGCGGCAGACGCGGCAGGAGAUCACGUGCAAUGCAUGACGAUAGCUCCGAUGAGGAGGAUGAUGUUGAGAGCACCAAGAGGACACCGCAUGAGAAGGAGGAGCACAUUGGGAAGGUGGUUUGUGUGGAGAGUACGGAAACAAAGAAGAAAUCUCAGAAGGAAAAUUGGUUUCCGGGACUCGUUGUGGCGCCCACAGCUCAAGAUACCGUGCGGAUUCGCGUGAAGGAUGAAUACCUCGUGCGUUCCUUCAAGGAUGGACGCUACUACACUGUCCCCAAGAAGGAAGCCACUCACUUUACGCGUGAAAUGGCCCACAAACAGGAUGGUGUGGCUGUUCAGGCUGCCCUGGAGUACCUGGACAACGACACACUCCCACCACACUGGGACAGGGAUGCCCUCUUCGGGAUUUCCGCCAGUUCGAGUGACUACGAGCAAGAAUUCGAUUCAGACAGCUCAGACGAUGAGCCGCGCGAGGAGAAGGAUCAUUUUGUGGCACAACUGUACAAGUACAUGGACGACAGGGGUACUCCCCUCAACAAGGGACCCUCAAUUGUCAAUCGAGACAUUGAUCUGUACCGCCUCUUUCGUGCUGCUCAGAAACUCGGCGGAUACAAUCGCGUAACGACUCAGAAUCAAUGGAAAGCAAUAGCACUGCGUCUGGGCUUUGUCCCGGCCACAACGAGCAUUACAAACCUCGUCAAACAGGCCUAUAAGAAAUUCCUGCAGCCCUUUGAGGAAUUCAACCGGAAGCUGGGCUGCACAAUGGUCGCACAUCCACGCGCAAAUCGCAUCAAAGGUCGUAGCCUCGUCCGGGCUAAUUCCGUGGCAUCCCCAAAGCCCGUGGAUGUGAAGGAGGCGAAAUCUGUGUCCUCAACGGCAACGGAUGAUUGUGAGAAUAGUGAAUCAAGCAAUGAACCGACAAAGACAAAGAGGAAGUUGUCAACAAACAGCGGAAAUGGGAGUGGAAGUACGAAAGUUAAAGCUGUUGCUGAGAAAGUUGAGGAGAAAGCCGUUAAGGAGGAAACUCCGGAGCCGCCACCGGUUAAAGUAACGCCCAAAAGCAAAGCUGCAAAGGUGGAGAAGGAUGUAAAAGAAGAAGCAGGACCCUCGCAGAAAGCACCCAAAGCUAAAGUUGAGAAGGAAGACGUCGCUAAGGGUUCCGAUGUUGCAACAACACCCACUGGGAGCGCUAAGAAGGAGAAGCAAGCAGCAAAGGCGAAGAGUGAUGAGAAACGUGGAAGGAAGAAGAAGGAUGAGGCUGCAGAUAAAACCGAAGGGAAGGAAGGAAAGUCAGAUUCGAAGAAAGCAGCCGCAGAUACAGCUUCAGCUGAUGAUUUUCCCGUUGAAGUUGGAGAUAAACUCAACGUGUACUACCACGAGGAGACAGUGACGUAUGAAGCGAAGGUGAUUGAGAAGUCUUCACAGAAUGGGAAUCCCAUCUACCUUGUUCACUACACCGGAUGGAAUACACGCUACGACGAAUGGGUGCCGAAGGAUCGAAUUGUGGAGAAUCUCACGAAUAAGCAGAAGAGAACAAAGAGUGCAGCUUCUGCGGGAAAAUCAGCUCCAGCAGUUGAGAAGUCUCCAGCAACGGCACCCCCAUCUAAGUCGUCUGCUAAGCGUGGCCGUGGGGGAUCAAGGAGUGAUUCUCAGCCUCCACGAUCAACAACCCCUUCAUCCAUUACUUCCAACUCAAGCCGCACAAAAAGCCCAGCAACUCCAGCACAGCGACGGACAACUCGUGCUCAGCCUCAGAACAUUCGUCGAACUUCCAACAACACCGACAUCUCAUCGCUUCACACGGAAUCCGAUACAGAUUCCGAUGAACCCGUGAAGAAGCCAACACGUCCUCCAGCUGCGUCAUCCUUCACAAUCCCCGGCAAGUCUGGGAGCGCUGUGACGCAACUUCCGGAAGCAAUUGUUCCCGUUGUAGCCAUGCGGAAUGUCGGGAAGGAGAUUCAAGCGAUGAAGGAUGAAGAGGAGGCAACAGGAUCAAAGGGACGUGACUACGAUCUCAAUCAGAUCCGCUCGGAACUCAAAGGCUUCAAAGAGAUGAAAUCUCCCUCACCCGAAGCAGCUGAACAAUCACCCACUUCAAGCUCACAUCACGACCACAAGACCAGCCUGUUUGAUCUGUCAGACUCCAAUACGGAUUCCAGUGAGCAGAAGAGUGACGUUGCAAAGGGAAAGCUCACGACAUCCUCGUCGGAAAGUGACUCCUUUGGUGAUGAUGAUUCCCAAUCAUCAGAUAAACUUGCCCGCUUGGAGAAGAUUCCGCCAAAAGUUGAGAAGCCCCCAACGAAGAAACAAAUUGAGAGUCGUGGUGAAAAGAAAGGCGAUCUCAUGACUGAGAAGAAUGUUACGAAGGUGGCUGUAAGUGUUGAAAAGAUGGAAACAAAGGCAUUUACCGGGAAGGGGCAGUUCAAGUCAACCCUUGCGGAGAAGAAAAAGGAAGAGAAGGCAACAAAAACAGCCGGCGAAACUCCGGCAAAGAAGACACCUGUUAAAGGGGAGAAAACUCCCGUUGGGAAAGGCGAAAAGAAGACACCAGCUGAGAAGACUAAAGCAGCAGCUGCAAAAUCCACCGAAAAAGCUAAUAAAGCGCAACAGGAGAAGCCUGCUGCUGCAGCUCCGGCAAAGGAAACUCCUGUUACAUCUGAGGGAGAUGUGUACGAAUUUAAGGAACCGGAACCGUUUGAAUUUGAAGCAACUGCAGCACCUCAGAGGAAACUCACGACUACAGCAACAACAGCAACACCCCCUGCUGAAACUACACCCCCACCGGCUGCUGAGAAGAAGGGUAAAAGGGCAAAACAGGCUGCAGAUGAUGGGGAAGGUAAAGCAACGGGGCCAGCUUCGAAGAAGGCAAAGAAAACUCCAACAAAAACUCCAGAAGCGGAAAAGGCAAAAUCCGCAAAGAAGGAUGACAACCUCGAUGCACUCAUUCCUGUUCAUCUAAUCCCAAUUCCAAAUGUCAAGGCUGCUCCAGUAUCUGCUCCAAUGACAAAUGCUCCCGCUAGUUCGGCUUCAGAUCCCUUUGAUGCACUCAGAAAGAGCCCAAGCUUCAACUUGGCCAAUACACUCAGUAGUAGCGUUCCGGAGGUGCCGGCCACCACGUCACAAGAGCAAUCUAUUACAAAACUUCCAAUAUUUACAGACGACAAAUUCCCCAAGAUGACCGGCGAUGUGAAACGUCCGAAGGAGGGAUUGAAGACUCCGGCUUUUGUGAAUUCCUUCACGAACGUCUUGGACGCUCCAUGCCAAUUUGGUGGGACAAUUAAGGAUGUCUUCAAGGGAACGGAAGACGAUAAAACGCGUAUUGAUGCAUCAAAGGAUCUGGAGACGGCUAAGAAGAUGUUCCUAACGGCUGAGUCUCCAUUCGAUAUGGUUGAACCCCCGAAGAUUGAUGUACCAUCGAUUGCUGAUAAAAUCCUCAUGAAGUCUCUCAAUUCACAGCAAGCUGCAGCAGCGGAGGUUAAAACGGAAGACUCUGCGUCAUCACCUGCAGCUCCAGUGGCCAUUAAAUCACCCGAACCACCGCAGACUAUGGGAAAAAUUGAAGCUCUGGCAAUUCCAGCUCCGCCUCCGGUUAAAUUUGAAAUUCCGCCGGUUGUUGUGAAGAAGGAAGUUGAGGUGGUGCAUCCGAAAGUGAAGCCACCACCUGUAUUGCCUGAGGCAAGCAAAGUUGAUCCGGAUAUGCCACCGAAGAAUAAUGAUCUCUGCGAAACAAUCCAGAAGUUGGAGUCUGCCAUACAAAAAUCCUCGAAUCUCAAUCGUUUCACCGAGGACUCAUCCGACAGUACGGAUUCGGAGCAGAGGCUCGUAAUUGAAGAUGAAUCGCGCAGUUCUGAAGCAGUUCAGGGAGAUUUUGCGGCCACAAAGAAGGAGGGAGAUAAGAAGGAAGCCACCCUUGUGGCGAAGCAAGAGAAGAUGGCAGUUCCACCGCUAAAAGUUGACAGUAUUACUCUGAAGGAGGAAAGUCUGUCAUUUGCAACGAAAUUCCAGGAAUCCCUGUACGGUAUAAAGUCCCCGGAGCACGCAUCCCUCGUUCCCAAAGCCCAAGGGGAUGCAAUGACAAUGAAGUCACCACCAACUGAGGGAGAAACAAAGCCCGAUUUAACGUGCAAGGAAUCCUUUGAAGAUUUCUUCGGAGAGAAGAAGGAACCCAUUCCGGAAGGAGGUCAACUGAAUGAGUCAAUUUCCCUUCUUCUCUGUGAAGAAACCAUCCCGUGUAGUCCUGUGGCUAGUGGGCAUCUCCGGGAAGCUGGUGAGAGUGCUAAGAGACUCCACAAUCCACAUCCAAUCACGGCGGACAUUAAGCCCGUCCCCAUGGACAUUGAGACAACAGAUGUGAAGGCUGAGCCCCAGAGGACACCCAACAGUUCCCCAAGAGACUCCAUCAGCCCAGAUGAUCGACACGACGAAGGGACAACGCAGAAGAAGCGUCGUAGAGCGAGGAAGUCAUCAGAAUCAGAGGCAACGCUGCCGAAACGACGAAAAGCAGUUACGCGCAAAGCAGCCAUGUCAGCUACAAAUGGAUCAGAUAGUGAAGAUAAUUCGGAUCCAGCACUUCAGAGGACUCACGUAAGGCGAUCUCCUAAGCCAUGUCAGUACAACUUCCUCGUGCAAUUGGAUCCCGCCUUGAAUAGCAGUCAGCGCAUUACGAUUUUGAAGAAGAAAAUCCAGGAGCUUCGAAAGACGUACAAUCAGAUCAAGGCAGAACUUGCAAGUAUUGAUAGGCGUCGGAAGAAGCUCCGAAGGCGCGAACGUGAGAAUAAGAAGAAUCAACAGAAGGCGGCAGCAACAUGAAUUGCUCGCGAUUGUACAUACAAAUUGGAUUUAAUCUGUGUUGUAAGUAAUUUUUGAUCAUUAAUGAUAAAAACUUCCUUUCACAAUGAAAUUUUCUUAACAAAAAAAAUCAUUGAGAAUGGGUUAAUAGGUUACACUUCUUUCAUUUAAUCAUUUUUAAUUUCUUAACAAUUUAAAUUUUAGAAGAGAAUAAAAAUCUUUUGAUGUACUUUCAAUAAUAUGAAUAAACUAAUUAGUAGAGAAAUAAAUUUUUGGUGUAAAAUCUAUUAGAUUUAAAUCUUUCAAUUGAUGGGAAGAAGAGAAGCGAAGGAAGAUAAAGAAAAGAAAAAUCACAUUGAGCUUUCCGAAAAUAUAUUUCUAAUAAUUAUAAUGGCACUUUUGGUACAAUAUUUAGGUCUGUUUGGCCAAACAGAUUUCUCAGAGAAAAAAAAACUCACAAAAUAUCACAUCCAAUAUCUUGUAAAUAAAUUGCAUUUCUAUUAUUAUUUGAGAAAUAAUACAUUAAGAAAUCUGAUUAUUACAAAAUAUAUUUACAGAAAUAUAUUUUACACAUUUUCAGUCGCUUUAGAACAUUUUUUUUCUUUUAUAUAAAAAAGUUUUUUUUUAUUAUAUAAAGGUUUCUAACAUUAUAUUCUCCUUUCUCUCUACAUAAGGCAUUGUAUGGGAGAUUUUUCAUCAUUCAUUUGAAAUAUAUUUACAUUUUUUUAUUUAA
Messenger RNA from Lutzomyia longipalpis, 6092 nucleotides. RefSeq names its product AT-rich interactive domain-containing protein 4B (gene htk). The transcript is spliced from 5 exons. Gene Ontology annotation, biological process: regulation of transcription by RNA polymerase II. Gene Ontology annotation, molecular function: transcription cis-regulatory region binding. Bases 158 to 5380 code for a protein of 1740 amino acids. The record is from RefSeq and is a predicted model, not a curated record. Gene Ontology annotation, cellular component: nucleus. Lineage: Eukaryota; Metazoa; Arthropoda; Insecta; Diptera; Psychodidae.